GCCAGGCGCGAGCAAUCGGCCGCCGAACAGCGGGAGGGGCGGAGCCUGCUUCUCCAGUGGCGCCGCGCACCUGGGCGCUGGGCGCACCUGAGGCGGCUGCGGGUUGCUGUGCGGAAGAAGUCCCUGAACAGAGAACUUGUUAUAGGAGUUCACAGAAAAUACUGAAAUGUCAGGCUCCACAGCAUUUAAGAUGAGACUAGUUCAUUUGGACUUUAAAGGAGCUCCACCAAAGGUUUCAUACCUUUCAGAGAUCUUUCCUCUGUUCCGCGCUCUGGGUGCGAAUGGCCUCCUCAUUGAAUAUGAAGACAUGUUUCCCUACGAGGGCCACCUGAGCCUGCUGAGGGCCUCGAACGCAUACAGCCCCUCCGAAGUCACAGAAAUCCUGCGUCUGGCCAAGCUCAGUGAGCUGGAGGUCGUUCCCUUGGUGCAGACGUUUGGACACAUGGAGUUCGUGCUGAAGCACUCGGUGUUCUCACAUCUCCGGGAAGUGGCUCUCUUUCCCAACACCCUGAACCCUCACGAGGCAGAGUCCCUGGCACUGGUGAGCGCCAUGAUCGACCAGGUCCUAGGGCUGCAUGAAGGCGCCCGCUGGCUCCACAUCGGGUGUGAUGAGGUCUACUACCUGGGUGAAGGGGAGGCCUCUAAACGAUGGCUGCGGCAGGAGCAAAACAGCCAGGCCAAGCUGUGUCUGUCCCACAUCUGGGCGGUGGCCAGCCACGUGCUGAGCCUGCACCCCAGCACAACGCCCCUGGUGUGGGAUGACAUGCUGCGGGACAUUCCCCAGGACCAGCUCGCAGCAUCCGGGGUGCCGCAGCUGGUGGAGCCCGUGCUCUGGGACUACAGUGCCGACCUGGAUGUCCACGGCAAGGUCCUCCUGAUGGAAAAGUACCGGGAGAGCGGCUUUCCGCGGCUGUGGGCAGCCAGCGCCUUCAAGGGGGCCACGGGGGCCAGCCAGGCCCUGCCUCCUGUCCAGCACCACCUCAGGAACCAUGCACAGUGGCUACAGGUGGUGGGCAGUGGGCCGGCGGACACACUGCAGGGCAUCAUCCUGACCGGCUGGCAGAGGUAUGACCACUUCUCCGUGCUCUGUGAGCUGCUGCCUGUGGGCAUCCCGUCCCUGGCUGCCUGUCUGCAGUUGCUGCUCUGUGGAGGAUUUGCUGAGGACGCGAAAGGGAGAGUAGAGAACCUCCUCGGAGUUUCAAGCCCAGAAGCAGGGGACACUGUGAGUGAGGGAGUCGGCUCUUUCCCUGGCAGCGACAUUCAUGCUCUCGUCACCCAAGUCAGCCUCCACCUGUGCAGCUCCGUGGAUGCACUGCUGGAGAGGAACAGGUAUGUGACUGGCUGGUUCAGCCCCUACCACCGCAGGCGGAAGCUCAUCCACCCGGUCAUGCUGCAGCACAUCCAGCCCGAGGCACUCAGCCUCCUGGGCAGGUGGGGCAUGCUGGUCCAGCAGCUGGAGGCGGCUCUGCAGCGCAUCUUCUUCCCCGACGCUGUGGAGGAAUGGCUGGAGGAGAACGUGCACCCCAGCAUGCAGCGGCUACAGGGCCUGCUGCAGGACCUCGGGGAGGCCGCACCCCUGCCCCUGCCCCUGCCCUCAAGCCCUGGCAAGGACACAGGUCAGGACCCCUGAGGGGCUCCUUCCACAGCUGGGGGGCACAGGCUGAAGCGAGCUGCACACAGGCUGCAUCCGACAUGCUCGUCCUGCUCCACUGGGACAGUGUGGUGCAGGCAAAUCUGAGCACAGCAGGCAACACUAAAGGAAAAGGCACGUGGGACUGUUUACCAUGUGCAUGUGGAACUUUAUUAAUUCAUCUGAAAUAAAAACAGCACAGGCUUCAAGUCCCACUAAUGAAA
Molecule: messenger RNA, 1854 nt
Organism: Heterocephalus glaber (naked mole-rat)
Lineage: Eukaryota; Metazoa; Chordata; Mammalia; Rodentia; Bathyergidae
Gene: Hexd
Product: hexosaminidase D
Biological process (GO): carbohydrate metabolic process
Molecular function (GO): hexosaminidase activity
Source: RefSeq, a predicted model, not a curated record